Molecule: messenger RNA, 2369 nt
Organism: Triticum aestivum (bread wheat)
Lineage: Eukaryota; Viridiplantae; Streptophyta; Magnoliopsida; Poales; Poaceae
Product: CDK5RAP3-like protein
Exons: 9
Coding region: 16-2283 (755 amino acids)
Biological process (GO): regulation of mitotic cell cycle
Cellular component (GO): endomembrane system
Source: RefSeq, a predicted model, not a curated record
UACUUGGGGAAGGGGAUGGGUAGGUUACCGGGGCACCAGGUGAGGGAGGAGGAGGGCUCGCGGUCGGCGAGGAAGAGCAGCAGCUUCAGCUUGCCGCCGUCGUCGCUGGCGAAGAGCCUCUCGAAGUGGCCGUCGAAGUCGGCCACCGUCGCGUCGACCUUCUCCACCGUCAUCUCGGCAGCGACAGGCGAGAAGGAAGAUUGGAAGCUUGGAGGGGGGGAAGAUGGGGAUUGCUGGGGAGUCCGAGGAAAGAAGACGGCCGACUCUUUUAUUACCGCGGUCUACGGGAUGGCGUGCCCUGAAUAUUUAUUUCUUCGGAUUCUCCUCUGUCUCUGUCUCACUGACGGGUCGGACCCACCCAUCGCCCCGCGUGCCGUCUACGCGAACCGGAAUCUCGUCCUCCGGCCGGCCCAGCAGCAGCCCAUUAGCAUAAGCAGAAGAGACCCAAGACCAUCUGGCCCACUAGGUUCGCGUAAGCCAAAUUCUGCAACGCUGCAAAUCAGACUCGCUCCACUAAAAAAACAGUUCAUGCUUUCGUCCCCAUCUUCCCGAAAAGCUCCGGCCGGCGUCCCGCCCCCUCCCCGCUGUCGAUCCGCCGACCCAGUGGCCGUCAUGCGCGACCCGGCGGAGAUCCGCAGCCUCCCCAUCGACAUCGCCUUCGCCCGCCUGCAGGAGUGGCUGGUCGACCGAAAGCGGGUGCCGCAGGACUGGCGGAAGCGCCUUGCCGCCAUCCGCGCCCGCCUCGCCGCCGCCUUCUCCUCCCUCCCGCGGGACCUCCACCCCUACCUCCAAACCCUCGAGCUCGAAGAAAUUGGGUACCUUGAGGCAAAGAAGAUAUACAGCAUACUCCUGGAAUCCAACACCGAUAGCAGGAACAUUUUUGGCCGCCUGACAGGCUCCGCGGGCGAAUGGUAUUCGAUCGUUAAAGCUUAUGAGAAGGACCAUGUUUUCCUUGGAGAGGCAGCUCAGAUCAUGGUCCAGAAUGUGAACUAUGACAUACCAUAUCAGAGGAAACAGAUGCAGAAGACUCAGCAGCAGCUAGCAGAACUGGACCGCAGGGAGGCUGACAUUAAGCGACUUGCUGCUCUUUCAGCAACUAGGUAUGCGGAAGCUUGCCAGGAGCUUGGUCUGCAGGGGAUAGAUGUGCGGCAAGAACUGAUAGAAUCUGCAAAAACACUUCCAUCAACAUUUAGCAAAAUCUUGGAAGUCCUGAACAGUGAUACUGUCUCACAGGCCAUGGAGUACUAUACAACUUUUGUUAGGGACUGCCAUACAGAGGAUAAGGAGAACUACAAGUCUGUGGUACACAAUCUGAAACAGUUGCAAGCUAAUCCUCCUUCCCUGCACGUCUCAGUAUGUAAAGAGGUGCAGAAUUCACUUGGAACAGCAAUGGACGGAGGAGAACCCAUCGACUCUAAUGUUCCUGCAGAUGAUAUUGAUUGGGACAUUUCAGUGGAUAAUAAUGGUAUUGACUGGGACAUUGGUGCGGUGGAACAACCUGUGGAAGAAUCUGGCAAUGGUUUUGGGUCUUAUGAAAUUAUUGAUGUCAAUAUAGAGUUGGCAGACUCUGAAACUUACGGUGUUGGUGCUUCAGCCUAUCCAUCUGCAGACAAAGAAGGCCUUACGUGCGAUACAUCCGAGAAUCAGAUUUGCUGGGACAUCUCAACUGAUAAUCCUGAAGAAAGUGCUACUAUCGAGAACGCCCCAACUGAAUCAGGGCAAUAUGAAUGUUUAACUGAGGAAAGAAGUCAGUUGCUGGAGAAGGAGUACAGAAAUAAUAUCGUGGAUGAUUUACUUGAGGUAAAAUCAUUUUUGAUCCUGCGCUCAGCGGAGAUGAGAAAUGCUGAUACAUCAUCUCUACAGCAUCAGGUGCAAGCAGUCUCACCUUUCGUUCUCCAACAGUAUGCUCCUGAACGUUUGGAGAAUAUGCUUGUAGAAGUUUCCUCAGCAAUCUCUCUGCUCACCAACCAGAAAACUCUUGACCUUAUAAUGAUCCUCAACUCUAAAAGGUUUUUGGACAGAUUGGUGUCAACCUUAGAGGAAAAGAAACAUCAUGAGGUGAAACUGCGAGAAGGCUUAGGUGAUUUGUCAGUUAAGCGUAUGGAGCUGCAAAAUGCACUAUCAUCAUCCUGGCCGAAGCAAGAGGCAGCAAUUACAAAAACAAGGGAACUAAAGAAGCUCUCUGAGGCAACGCUUUCAUCUAUGUUCGAUAGCAGACCAGUGCAUAUAAUCGGAGAGAUUAAUAAUUUACUGAGUUCAAGUGUUAGUCAGUUAGCUGGGUGAUUUGAUUGAUUGUACCUUCGUCCCUGAACUAAAAUAAACGAUAUGUAAAGCAGGUUGAAUAUCUUAUGGUAUAUACUUUUGCAACG